Solea senegalensis (Senegalese sole) is the source of this 4507-nucleotide messenger RNA. RefSeq names its product leucine rich repeat containing 4.2 (gene lrrc4.2). Gene Ontology annotation, cellular component: plasma membrane; postsynaptic density membrane; glutamatergic synapse. Gene Ontology annotation, molecular function: protein binding. Bases 877 to 2880 code for a protein of 667 amino acids. NCBI's taxonomy places the organism in Eukaryota, Metazoa, Chordata, Actinopteri, Pleuronectiformes, Soleidae. The transcript has 2 exons. Gene Ontology annotation, biological process: modulation of chemical synaptic transmission; synaptic membrane adhesion; postsynaptic density protein 95 clustering. The record is from RefSeq and is a predicted model, not a curated record.
CCAACCAGCGCCACCAUCUCUCUCCCACCACCCCCCGCCCCCCCGGGAGGAAUAGACGGAUUACUGCUAACUGUGCACACGGCAGCCUGCAGCUGCUCUGACCGGGGCCAGCCCAACGUUGGGAGGAAGCAAGAGGAACACAGAGGAGGAGCGGCGGACAGGGGGGGGUGAUGACUGUGCCGGGAGUUCUUUAGCCCUUUUUUUUCUGUGUCUCAGUCCCUGUCACAACGGGGCUAAUCAGUGACCGACUAGCCCUUGGCAAAGUCACAGUGAGGGAGGUCUCUCCGGCAAACAAGCAACCAGUCGACAAGCCAACACAUGUACCAGGAGUCACAAGAACUGAGGAUUUUUCUUCUUUUUUUUCCCCAGUUGGUCACUUCUUCUCUUCUUUCUCUGUCAUGUUUGUACUGCCUCAUGGAUCAUUGUGAUUUAUCCACGGCAGAGCUGCGUUUCGGAGUCUGCAGUCUGGCAGAAGGGCAGUUAGUGGGGGCAGAAGGGAUCCAGGCACCUGCCAAGCCUUCCUGGCCUUACCUCUGCAUGUGAGUGCUUUCCAUGCUGCUCUCGGUCUUUAAUACCAGGAGCCAUUUUGUACCCUUGGCUAAUAGAGGGGGCCACACCACUUUUUCAAGACGGGAAAACAAGAAAAUGUCUAUCUAAAGUCUUUCCAUGGAAAGAAAUGCAAAAUCAUCGUGAUACAUGACUGCUGCGUUUAAUAUUUGGGACGAGGCAGAGAGGAGUACUUUCAAACUAAUGAGCGUUUUCCUGUGCCAUCAAUGGAACUUGGGAGCCUUGAGUUGCUCCAGCCAGGCUAGUGUGGUCUGUCCUCUGGUGUGUGCCGUCUCCCCCCACCAUGUAAAAUAAUGAGCCCUUCACACCAUGAGUCCUCUGGGCCAGGUUAGUGUGCAGCCUACCUGGAACGCAGCCCUGCUCGCCGUGCUCUCCCUCAUGGUGCCUGCCCUCAGUAUGUGCCAGUCCACGGGGCCUGUGUCGGGCUCGGCUAACCCACAGAACUGUCCAGGUGUGUGCUCAUGCACGAACCAGCUCAGCAAAGUGGUGUGUACGCGCAGAGGCCUGGUGAGAGUUCCUCCAAACAUCCCAGCCAACACCAGGUACCUAAACCUGAUGGAAAACAGCAUAGAGAGCAUACAAGCUGAUACUUUCAGACACCUGCAUCACCUGGAGGUACUGCAGCUGGGCAGGAACGCAAUCAGGCAGAUUGAAGUGGGGGCAUUUAAUGGCCUCACCAGUCUAAAUACCUUGGAGCUGUUUGACAACAGACUGACAGUCAUACCUAGUGGAGCUUUUGAGUACCUGUCAAAGUUAAGAGAGUUGUGGCUUCGAAACAAUCCCAUCGAGAGCAUCCCCUCGUACGCCUUCAACCGUGUCCCCUCACUCAUGAGACUGGACCUGGGGGAGCUGAGGAAAUUGGAGUACAUUUCUGACGGGGCGUUCGAAGGCCUUCAAAACCUCAAGUAUCUCAACUUGGGGAUGUGCAACCUGAGGGAGUUUCCCAACCUUUCACCUCUGGUGGGACUGGAGGAGCUAGAGAUAUCCGAGAAUGUUUUCCCCGAGCUGAAGCCUGGAGCUUUUCGCGGGCUCAAGAAUUUACGUAAACUUUGGAUUAUGAACUCAGCCAUCACUACCAUUGAGAGGAAUGCAUUUGAUGAUAUCACGGCCUUGGUGGAGCUCAAUUUAGCCCAUAAUAACCUGUCAUCUCUUCCUCACAACCUCUUCACCCCUCUGCAGUACCUGGUGGAGCUACACCUGCACCACAACCCUUGGAGAUGCGACUGUGAUGUGGUGUGGCUUUCCUGGUGGCUCAGAGAAAACAUCCCCACAAAUUCCACCUGCUGCGGACGCUGCCACACCCCGGCCCACAUGAAAGGAAGAUACCUGGUGGAGGUAGAUCAGACGACCUUUCAGUGUUCUGCACCCGUCAUACUCGACGCGCCGAGAGAUCUCAACAUCUCGGCAGCAAGAGUGGCGGAACUAAAGUGUCGCACAGCUGCCAUGAGCUCAGUGAGAUGGCUUCUUCCUAAUGGGACUGUUUUGACACAUGGCUCAGCUCACCCACGGAUAUCUGUCCUAAAUGAUGGGACUCUGAAUUUCUCCAAUGUUCUCCCGUCAGAUACAGGAGUCUACACUUGCAUGGUGAGCAACAUGGCAGGAAAUUCUAAUGCCUCAGCGUACUUAAAUGUCAGCAACGCCGAACUCAAUACGUCUAAUCUGUCCUACUUUACCACCGUGACAGUGGAAUUUUUGGAGCCCACAGUGGAGGAGACACCUAAACCCAAGCCUACAGUCCCCGCCUCGCCCUCUGUGUUUCAACCCGUCUUCAUCUCCACGCCAACCGUGCUGUUCCAAAAUACUCAGACUCCAAGGCAGGUGUCAAUUCCAACUGCCAGAAUCCCGAGUGGGCCAGCCGCCAGCCUGGAUGAGGUGAUGAAAACCACCAAAAUCAUCAUUGGCUGUUUUGUCGCCGUUACCUUGCUGGCAGCUGCCAUGUUAAUUGCAUUCUAUAAAUUGCGGAAGCGGCAUCAGCAGAGGAGCACGGUGGCAGCAGCCCGGACCAUAGAGAUCAUACAGAUGGAGGAAGAGGUUCACCCCGUUCCACCUCCCACCUCUGGAUCUAGCGGCUCGGACGACACCGGUUUGGUACUGCCUACGUUAGUGGAACACAACAGCAACACCUUUAAACCCGGGUAUGUGUCCUCCUCCUCCUCCUCCUCCCGCCAUGGGGGCUAUGGAGCCCACUGGACCCAGAACAACUCUCUGCAUCGCUCAGUCAGACAGCAUCACAGCCACAUCAGCACCAUUGCUGAUCCUUACGUCAUAAAGACUACGCAAGGCAAGGAGAAGGUUCAAGAGACUCAAAUCUGAGUAGUGCUUUCUUUGGAUUUAUCCCUGACUCUGCCCCAACCUCUCCUUCUCCUCUCCAAUUAUCACGAGUCCAUCCGUCCAUGCAAUAGAAUGCACAAAGAACAAAAUGGUAACUUUCUUUUGUACAGAAGUGCAAAGCAGAGACAGUUUUUUUGUUUGUUUCUUGUACAUGCCUAUACAUAAGUAUAUAAAUAUAAAAAAAAAAAAAUCUAACUAUAUAUAUGUAUACGUAUAUAUACGUAUACAUAUAUAUAUAUACAUAUAUAAUGAAACUAAGUCAGGAAGUGGUGAGACAUGCAAAUUAUAUUAGAAAAGAAAGUAAUUUGACACUAUUUUCUAAUAACUUGUGACUUCUAUUUAAAAAAAAAAAAAGACAUAAUGAAUUGCUUUUGUGACUGAUAAUAGAAGGUGGUACUGUCUACUGUAGGAAAAGAAGCAUUUAGUUUGUUUUUGACCAUAUUUAGGAUGCAGUGAAAAUAACUCUUUAUACAGGCAAACAGUUUCUACAUACAGGCCCAAAAUGUAAGCUCCAGUUUUUACUGUGCCAAAUAUUAUAUGCAAUAAAAUGGUUAUUUCCCAGAUGAAAGACACAAAAAAGACACAAGCAAAAUCUAGAUAGAGAGAAACAUUUGUUCAAGAAUAGCGACAUAAUGGCACAGAUAGAGUGUGCUGUUCAGUAGCCAUCAGCCAAAUGCUUUUGGACUGCAGUGAAUUUCUGCAGCUAAGGCUUAACCCUCUGUUUGCCGGAGCCGAGCUGCGUUCAUCUGACAGUGCAAGUGCUUCUUAGUUAUAGCAUAUCUAAACAUGUUGAUUUAGUGUGCACAUAAUUCCGUACUGGUUCAACUGGCAAAGAUUAAGUGCAGGCUAAAAACAGCUCUUGCCAAUAAUAUGUUCUGUUCUUGGUUGCAUUUUGAGUAUUUUUAUUUUCCCGUUUGGUUUUUGACAUGCUUCUUAAUGGCUUGCAUAGUGUUUAGGGCUAUUUAGUAAUGCAUUACAGCAGCUGCCUGACUUGUCUCUGCAAGGGCUCAUUCUGAGGCUUUUUUUUUUUCCUUCAAAGGAGCAGACAUGGUGCAGUGAUAACAGGGAUUUGCCGGCCGUUCUGUUUUUAGAGGGAAAAAAAAAAUAUAUCACAGGAUUGAAGUGAAACCAAUUGAAUGUCUGAUAACUGGGGCUUUUCCAUGGACUACAUUGAAACAUGACUUUUUUUGUUUUUCUUAUAACCGUUUAUUUUGAGCAACACUAUUUUUAUGGAGAGACAAAGGAGGCAAUGAAAAAUAAAAACCUCUGGUUUGUAUUUCUCUAAUCAGAAACAUUUUCAUCUGAUGUUGUUUUUUUUUUUCCUUCUCUCUGAAUAUAUUUCCAUAUCAGUGUAAGUUGUUUAAAGGCUGGAGGCAGUAUUGUAAAUCGUAUCCUACUCCAAACCCCCCGUUCCUACAGUCCUAUGCAUUUACUUAGUGUCUGCAUGAAUGGUUCUUUAAGUAACUGGUGUACAAUGCUGCAUUAUACCCCACAGUGGGGCUCUAGGCAGGUCAGAUAUAGGCUGUUGGUCUUUGAUGCCUCAGCUUAGUUCUUAACAUUGAUUUCUCAGUGACUGUGAAGGGAAAAAUACAUGUAUCCCACAGUUCUA